AUGUUUGCACGCACGCAGGAUGCUGGGCCUUCGCAGCCGCAGGAGGUCAAGCCGGUCUCGGCGGUCACCACAACGCCCAAGUCCAAGGAGGAGCGCAAGCCCACCCUCACCGCCGCGCGCGCGCAACCCGUCGACCCGAUCGACUUUGACGUCGACGCGCUCCUCUUCCGCCCCGCCGCGGUGGACAUCUCGCGCUGGCCAGGCGGCCGCCUGCCCUACUCCGUCCUCGUGGGCGUCUACGUCCAGGUCGCAGGCACACGUUCGCGCCUGGCCAUAGUCCGCGUCCUCACAAACUUCAUCCACCUCCUCCUCGCCCGCGCACCCCUCGACAUCCCCCCCGCGCUCUACCUCCUCUCCAACCAUCUCCGGCCCGCCUACAUCCCCUGCGAGCUCGGCAUCGGGAGCAUGAUCAUCAACCGCGUCAUCAAAGAGGUGUCGGGGUUGCAAGCGCGCGACCUCAAGCGCCUGUGGAGCGUCCACGGCGACCCGGGCGACGUGGCGUACGAAGCAAAGGUGCAGAUGCGCACGCUGGUCGAGCCCGUCCCGCUCGUCGUGCACGACGUGUACAAGCGUGUUUUGAAGCUCGCGGAUAUCCGCGGGUCGCAGAGCGGAAAGCUCAAGAGCGACGCCGUGCGCAAGCUCAUGGUCCAGGCGCGCGGGGAGGAGGUGCGCUUCCUCGUGCGCACGCUCAUUGGGAACUUGAGGAUCGGCGCGGUGCGCCUUACGCUCCUCACCGCGCUUGCGCGGGCCGCGGCUCUGCUUGAGAUUCCAGACAGCGAGCUAGACGUUCUUCCCAUUCCGGCAAAGGGGAAAAAGCCGAUGGACCCGGCUCGCGAGGCGGCUGAAGAGAAGUGUGUUGCGGCAGUGCGCCUAGUACGCCGCGUGCACGUGCGGCAUCCAAACUACGGGGACCUUGUGCGUGGACUUGAAGCAGGGCUGGAUGGACUGGAGGAGCGCGUCCCUCUGUCCGUCGGCAUCCCCAUCUCUCCCAUGCUGGGAAGCAUAACCCGCUCCAUUGACGAGGUCUAUGCCCGCCUCGGGAGCCUGCCCUUCACGGCCGAGACUAAACUCGACGGCCAGCGCUUGCAGAUGCACGUCCGGCGAGACGGGCCGCAGGGCGAGGACGACGGCGGCGGGCGGUGGGUCGAGGGCGAGAAUGGGCGCGCUUGGGUGCGCCUCUUCAGCCGGCACCUCGAGGACAUGACGGACAAGUACCCCGACAUCUGUGCGCGCGGCCUCGACCUCCUCUCCUCUGUGAAGGGGGAACGCAAGCCGUUUCCGUCUUGGGCUUCGGCUCCAAGCGUAGAAGUCGCCGCCCUCCUGGAGGCGGAGAGCAUCUCAUCGCUCAUUGUCGACGCGGAGAUCGUCGCUAUCGACAAAGACAGCGGCGCCCACCGCACAUUCCAGGAGCUAACGAACCGCGCCCGCAAGGACGUGCGCGUCGAGGACAUCAAGGUCGUCGUCGAGGUCAACGCGUUCGACCUCAUGCUCGUGAACGAUGUGCCACUCCUCUCCUCGCCAUUCAGCCUCCGGCGGCAUCUCAUGCGCGAGCUCCUCCCGCCCCGCCCUACACCGGCUGAUCCACUGCUCGCGCGCUGGACACACAUCGAAGCUAUCGACUCCACCGACCUCAAGUCGCCCGCGGACCUGCGCGCGUUCUUUGACAAGGUCGUCGAGCGCAAGGCCGAGGGCUUGAUGGUGAAGUUGCUUGAAAGCGGGCGCGCGCCCGCCGCCGCCGAGGCUGAGGCUGAGGCUGAGGCCGAAGUCGAAGCGGAAGCCGAGGUCAUCGACGUUGACGUCGACGACGACGAAAAGGACGACGGCGGCAAGAGCCGCAAGAAACCCCUCCCCGCCACAUAUGAGCCGGACCAGCGCUCGAUGGGCUGGCUCAAAGUCAAGAAGGACUACCUCGAGGGCCUGGGCGACAGCCUCGACCUGGUGCCCGUCGGCGCGUGGUGGGGAAACGGGCGCAAAGCGGGGUGGUGGAGCCCGAUCCUGCUCGCGGCCCGCAACCCCGAAAGCGGCGCGCUCGAAGCCGUGUGUAAAUGCAUGUCGGGCUUCACAGACGCGUUCUACAAGGACCUCUUGGCGCGCUACCCGCCCGACUCGGAUCCGACCGUCUGCUCGACGCAGCCCCUGGGAUACGUCGAGACAGGCGGGCUCGUGCCGGAACGCUGGUUCCUGCCGCGCGAGGUGUGGGAGAUCCGCGGCGCCGACAUCACCCUGUCCCCCGUGUAUCCUGCUGCUGCGAGCUACAUUGGUGGCGAGCGCGGGCUCAGCCUCCGCUUUCCCCGCUUCAUUCGGAUACGGGAGGAUAAGGGCGUCGAGGACGCGACGAGCGCCGAGGAGUUCGCCGAGAUGUUCAGGCGGCAGAUGGCGCCGGCUGGGGGUGUGGCUGCGGCUGAAAAUGGGGCAGAAGGAGGUGAGGAGGAGGCAGACGAGGUGGGCGACGAUGUGCUGUAG
Cutaneotrichosporon oleaginosum is the source of this 2463-nucleotide messenger RNA. RefSeq lists its product as uncharacterized. Gene Ontology annotation, molecular function: ATP binding; DNA binding; DNA ligase (ATP) activity. Gene Ontology annotation, biological process: DNA recombination; DNA repair; lagging strand elongation. NCBI's taxonomy places the organism in Eukaryota, Fungi, Basidiomycota, Tremellomycetes, Trichosporonales, Trichosporonaceae. Gene Ontology annotation, cellular component: nucleus. The record is from RefSeq and is a predicted model, not a curated record.